Molecule: messenger RNA, 2802 nt
Organism: Phragmites australis (common reed)
Lineage: Eukaryota; Viridiplantae; Streptophyta; Magnoliopsida; Poales; Poaceae
Product: disease resistance protein RPM1-like
Exons: 1
Coding region: 43-2784 (913 amino acids)
Biological process (GO): defense response to other organism
Molecular function (GO): ADP binding
Source: RefSeq, a predicted model, not a curated record
UCUCUCUCCCUCACCCCGCUGCGUCAAGCACUCGCCGGCGACAUGGCGGAGAACAUAGCCAUAUCGCUCUCCGCUAAACUCGGCGUGGCGCUGUCCCGCAGCGCUGCCAACGGCCUCUCGGCCCUCUUCGGUGUCCGCUCCGACAUCGCCACUGCCAGCCAGGACCUUGUCCUCCUCCGCACCUUCCUCCGCUUCGCCGACUCCCACCACGGCACGGACGUGCUCGCCGCUGAGUGGGUCAAGCAAGUCCGCGACGCCGCCUUCGAGCUCGAGGACGUCGCCGACGAGUGCUGCUACCUCUCCGGUCAUGGCCUCUUCUGGGACAUUGUCAACGUCAAGUCUUGGUUCGCGCUCUCGAGGCGACUGCGCAAGGCUCGGGAGAGGCUUCUCCAGCUGUCUGCCGACAAGGAGCAGUUCGGCAUCCGCCCGGCCAACGGUCCCGCUUCUCCCGUGGACGUCAUUAGCCGGACGCAGGCGGAGAGUGCGCACUUCUUGGAGAAAGAGGAGAUCGUCGGAUUCACUGUUUACGAGAAGCAACUGCUGGAAUGGGUGAUCGGGGACGUGGAGCCACGGCUGACGCUGGUCGCCGUGUGCGGUAUGGGCGGCGUCGGCAAGACCACCCUCGUCACGCGCGUAUACAAGGAGGUGGCGACGAGCCACUUCGACUGCGCCGCGUGGGUGGCCGUCUCGCAGGGCUUCACGAUGGACGACCUCCUCCGGAAGAUCCUUAAAGAGCUAAACCGCGACGCCCCCGUGCGCGUCGGGAACGACGCUGAUGCGGACUACCGGUCGCUCGUGGCGGCCGUGCGGGGUCAUCUUGGAAAGAGAAGGUACCUGGUCGUGCUAGACGACAUCUGGGACGAGCACCUGUGGGGCAAGCACCUCCGCCAUGCGUUCCUCGACGACGCGACCGGGAGCCGCGUGGUCAUAACCACGCGCAGCAGAGACGUGGUCAAGGCCGCGCCGCCCGAGAGGAUCAUGAUGCUAGAGCCUCUGCCGUGGAGCGAGGCGUGGAUGCUGUUUUGCAACGUCACCUUUAGGACAGAGCCGGGUCGGACGUGCCCGAGCAACCUAGAGGAGCUGGCUGUCAAUAUGCUUGAGCGAUGCCGUGGCCUACCAUUGGCGAUCGUCUCCAUCAGUAACCUCCUUGCGCUGAAGGAGAAAACAGAGUUUUCGUGGAGAAAUGUCUGCCACAGCCUCGUGUGGGAUAAGAGCAGCAGCGAUCUUGGGAUAGGGGAGGCGGCCAGCAUACUCAACUUGAGCAUCGAUCACCUGCCGCACCACCUCAAGAGAUGCUUUCUGAGCUGCAGCAUAUAUCCUGAGGACUUCUUGAUCAAGAGAAAGAUAUUGAUUAGGAAUUGGGUUGCGCAGGGCUUUGUAGACGACAAACCCGACCAGUGUACAGCAGAGGAUGUCGCUGACGGUUAUCUGGACCAGCUAGUGCAGCGUAGCCUGAUGAAGGCUGUUUACAGGAAUGAGUCUGGCCGUGUCAAACGGUGCCUUAUUCACGACCUCAUCAGGGAGUUGAUUAUCCGCAGGUCCAGAGAAGAGGAGGGGUACUUUCAGUUUGCAAAUCACAAGAUAACAAUGGAUAUAAACAUUAGAGUGCGUCAUCUUGCAGUUGAUAGAUGUGAAAAAGUGGAUUGCCAAUCGGUUCCAAAGGUGGCCUUACUUCGCUCCUUCCAUGCAUUUGCGUCAGAACUGGAUGUUACGUUCCUCUCUCGCUUCAGGCUGUUAACCGUGCUCAACCUCUGGUUCGUUGAGAUGAAAAAGCUGCCCGACUCAGUGACCAAUCUUCACAAUAUGCGGUACCUCGGGAUCCGCACGACUCUCAUAGAAGAGCUACCAAAGGAUCUGGGCAAAUUGCAGAAGCUGCAAACUUUGGAUGCCAAGUUGUCCAUGGUCCAAAGGUUACCAAGCAGCACAGCAAAACUGAAGAGCUUGCGCCACCUGAUACUUUUUAGGCGUGAGGCUGCUGACCUUUCGAAGCCGUAUCCUGGCACGGUAGUAGGAGCCCCUGAAGGGCUGGAAAACCUGACCAGCUUGCAAACACUUAAAUAUGUUCGAGCAGAUAUGAAGACGGUUACAUCCUUAGCAAGGUUGGAGCAGAUGAGGAGCCUGGAGAUAUUUGGUGUGGAUGCGAGCCUUACAACCGAUUUGUCCUUUUCAAUCUCCAGAAUGAGCUGCCUAGUGCGCUUGGGGUUGGAAAUGAAGCAUGGAGCAGACGUAGUACUAGACCUAGAAUCAAUUACUCAACCACCACUGAAGCUGCAAAAACUCGCCUUGGCCGGCAGGUUAGCAGGAGGGAAGCUGCCAUCAUGGACAUCCUCCUUGACCAGCCUCGUGCAACUACAGUUAUGCCACUGCGAUAUUGCGCAAGAUUCACUUUUGCUCCUCGCGGCACUUCCUGGGCUGGUGAAUCUUAGCCUCAUCGCCACCUACCAUGACAGGGCCAUGAUCUUUCCAGGAGGUAGCUUUUCCACCCUUCAGAAACUCAUCUUGAAGGACAUGCCUAACCUUAGUCGCAUAGUGUUUCAGCAAGGAUGCCUUGUAAAGCUACGUGAUCUGGUGCUUAGCCUGUGCACAGAGCUAACUGAAACACCUCAAGGUAUGGAGAACCUCAUGCAUCUCCAGAGCUUGAAAACUUUUGGCAUGCCAACUGAGUUUGUCGAUAAGUUGAAGGAACAGAGUGGUGAUGCUGGAUAUUACAAGCCUGCAAAAUCAGAGUUUCCUCAGGCACUUGGGCCAUCGAGAUAUUUGAGUUGGGUUGGGAGAAACAAGUGAAGAUAAAAGUGUCGAAUA